CAGCCAUUGCCGCAAAUGGUCGAUACAUAACCUCAAGAUGUACUUGGAAGGAACGAGAGGAAAAGAGGCGAAUGAUAAACUGUGGGAUGACAUUCAUUGGCUUAUCGUUCACUCGUUGAAGGCCGUACAGCCUGUGAUGGCUAGUGAUCGGCAUUGCUUUGAGUGUUACGGGUGAAUGCAUCUCCGUCACUCACAUCGACGACUGCAGCAGACAGAGUCAUGAAAUACAGUCUCAUCAGUGACAUACUCAACAUCGUUAUUCCAGGACGAGACAUUCCUGACGUUCGAUGGAACAAAAUUCCUGCCAAGAAAGCUCUUGGUAACUUUGAUGUAUUGUAUGAUGAAGAGUUGGAGAGGCUUGCUCAUCUGUCUGAUACUGCAGAUGGUCGUGAUGGGAAAUCGAGAGCAGCAGCUGUAGGACGCAGUCAAACUUGCAAAGAUGGGAAGAAGCAGCUAGCUAACCAUGUGAAAAUGAAAUGAGAUAAGCCACAAGCAAGUGAUGGAAAUUUAGUUGAUAUUAAUUAAUGCACUCAAUCUCUUGCCGCGGGGUUACUGGUUGGUGAUUUCAGAUGUGGAAACUGCGCGAGUGUGUUUGCUAUACUGAGCUGAUAUUAUGGCAU
Messenger RNA from Corticium candelabrum, 620 nucleotides. Its product is annotated as polyglutamylase complex subunit TTLL1-like. The coding region runs from base 220 to 480 and encodes 86 amino acids. NCBI's taxonomy places the organism in Eukaryota, Metazoa, Porifera, Homoscleromorpha, Homosclerophorida, Plakinidae. The transcript is spliced from 5 exons. The record is from RefSeq and is a predicted model, not a curated record.